Bombus impatiens (common eastern bumble bee) is the source of this 623-nucleotide messenger RNA. RefSeq names its product peritrophin-1. Gene Ontology annotation, cellular component: extracellular region. Lineage: Eukaryota; Metazoa; Arthropoda; Insecta; Hymenoptera; Apidae. The record is from RefSeq and is a predicted model, not a curated record. Gene Ontology annotation, molecular function: chitin binding. The transcript is spliced from 3 exons. The coding region runs from base 123 to 464 and encodes 113 amino acids.
CUUUUUGAUAGUCUAUCAUAAAAAAUGUAUAACUGACGGAUAUAUAAGGAGAAAGGCAGGCCUGAUCGUCACAUCGACAACAGUGUGGAAGAUACUAGAACACAGAACUCUUCAAAGAAAAAAUGAAAGCAAUAUUUGUGGUUGCACUUACCGCUCUUUUGGUGGCGUUUGCUUCAACUACUCCACCACCUGAAUGUCCCAAUGAGGAAGAAGAAGAUGUUGCUCUGUUUCCAAAUCCAGACGACUGCUCAACCUAUUACUCCUGCAUUAGAGAGACACCGGUGUUAAUGCAAUGCAACGAAGGACUUGAAUUUAACCCAGAAUUAAGAGUAUGCGAUUGGCCAAAGAAAAAUGCAAGCUGCAAACACCGUCCUUCGAGACCACCACAUUCAACACAUAGUCCCACAACCAAACUACCAGUAACCAGUACCCCGGAAGAUAGCACCCCGUUAUCAACAGUAUAAAUUCAGUGACACCAACCUGAAUAAUAUGCAACCAUAAUUUCUUCGAAUAGUACAGCAUGUUGAAUAUGAAAAUUUUAAAACACAAUAAUGUAAAGAAUAUAAUGUAGAUUGCUAAUAUAGAAAUUAUAGGCAAUAAAAAAGCAUAAAAAUUAACAAAUA